AUUGAUAACGACAGUUAACGUAUUGAUUGAUGAAAAGAAGUUGUGUCAAGUAACGUGAUUAUAUACCAUCAAAUGCUUUAGUAGCUGGCAAUAGCCGCCAUCCGGUAUAAAUACAUAUCUGACCUGGUUUUGCACCAGCCACGGUUGUUACAGAAAUGGAGGUAUCAGGGAGAAAAGGAGCAACGUCAAUGACAGACAGCAUCAGUCAGUCAUCUACAGACGACUACGAUAUUUCGUGUCAGCCAUGUUCGUUUGAGGGAAAUAAUGUUGCAGCUGAAGGUUACUGUCGAACUUGCAGUGAAUAUCUCUGCAAGACCUGUCUUAGCGUACACCGUAAACAAUCAGUUACAAGGAAACAUAUCAUUCUUGGAAAUGACCAAAUGCCAAAGGUGCUACCGAAAAAUCAAGAUGUUUGCACUAGACCUUGUAACGUCCAUGUUCAAGAAAUAGUAAAAUUCUAUUGUAAAAGUCACGAUAUUGUUGGAUGUGGUGACUGUAUGGUAUUAGAUCAUAAAACAUGCAAAGUAGACCUUGUUGCAAAUGUAUCGAGCGUGACUGACGAUGAAAAAAGAGAACUGAGAAAACAAAUUGACCAGUUUGAAAAAGAGAUUGAGAAAUCAAAACAAAUGAUCAAGUCUUCCGAGCAGGGUAUUGCAGACAAUUACUCAAAAGUUAGGCAAGAUAUUAAUGCGUUUAGAGAAGAAAUUAAUAAGAGUCUUGAUAAAAUGGAAGCUGAACUUGUUUUAGAGGCAAAGAAGGCGGAUGAAGAAGCUCAAGAUAUAAUCUUUGAAGUGUCAAAGGAGUUACAAACGCUUGAGAUGGAUUUGAAACAAUUAUCCUCGGAAACAAAAGGUAACACUGGCGGGCGCAGUGAUCUAUUUAUAUUACUGAAACAAGGAAAGUCUAAAAUGAGUUACAUGAAAAUGUCGCAUACACACCUGAACAAUAAAGGCAAAAUACGAUUAUUUGAAUUUGAAAGAAACGAUGCCGUCAGUAAACUGUUUUCAGGAAAUGCAUCCAUCGGUGCUUUGAAAAUGUUGCAAUCAAAACCUAAGGAAUCGAAUCAAAUACCACAACAUCAAACGACGAUGCAAGAAAACAUCAUGGAGACGGAAUCGUCUUAUGUAGGAAAGAUUGAAAUCAAGGAUACAAGUGCAAAAUUUGAACCAAAAUUAUCAGGAAUUGCUUUGCUAUCAGUUGACGAACUCGUUGUAGCUGACAAUCGUCAACACAAUAUUAGGUUGAUAAAUUUACAGAACAACGAAAUAAAGAAUACGCUUCCUCUAAAUGCUGCACCUUUUGAUAUAGCACGGAUGGAUGAAAAUUGUGCGGCAGUAACUUUACCUGCGAAAAUGUUGAUCAAAAUCAUAUCAUCUAGCAAUGGUAUAUUAACAGAACAAAGUGAUAUCUCAGUAAGCGGUGAAUGCUAUGGUAUUUGUUAUUACUUAGAUGGAUUUGUUGUGUCUUUUCUACGGCCUGGAAAAGUUGAGAUGUUAGACAGUGGUGGCAGCACUAUACGAUCUUUUGUUUCAGAUUCAAGUGGAAAGAACUUGUUUUCCAGUCCGCAGUAUGUAGGUAUUUGCCAGUCUUCGAAAUAUAUAUAUGUGUCAGAUUCUGGCAAGCAAGAAGUGAUUGCUAUAACAACAGACGGCAAGACCAUUGGUGUGUAUAAAGAAUCCAUAUGGCCACAAGGGUUGUUUGUCUUGGAAGAUGGAAAAUUUCUUGUGUUGAUGUAUGUAGGUGAUAUCAGUGUGAUUUCCACCGAAUGUGUUAAACAAAAAACAAUGGUUGCAAUGAAAGAUAACUUGAAAUGGGUGUGGGCAAUCUGCUACAGUUACGAACACAAGAAACUAUUUGUGAGCAACGGAAAUGGAAGAUAUAUCAAUGUAUACCAAUUCAAAUGAGCAAUUAGAUAUUUGAAAAUAGAAAUGCUUUCGUGACUUUUUUUUCAUUUUCAUUUCUAUAUCUGCAUUUACUUAAUAGUAUACCCCUGUAAUCUUUCGAAAUAAACUACACACCACGGUAAUAGAUGUACAACGAGAAUAAGAAGUAAAUGUCACAAACUGGUCAGUUCUGGAAGAUUGAUGCAAGUUAAAAGUGUUUAUCACAAUUUUGUAAUAAUAUACAGAACUUUGAUAUGGCAUGAAAGACAGUAAAAAUGUUUGGCAUUUGAUAGCCAUAAAUAAAACGAAUAUAAUUAUUCAACUUUACGCUCUUGGUAGGACGAGACACGUUUUGAAAUCGACUAAAUGUUGUCACAGCCAUACAAGAAUUGUAGAUAUUACAAUAUGUCUACCUUCAUUAUUUCAUUUGAAACAUUAAUAUUUCAUGCGUCGGAUUUUUUUGUUAAGCUAUGGGACGUUCUUAAUGAACAUAGGUAUUUUAAGUAUCCGUCUAGAAAAAGUUGUCUCCCUUUGAAAAUGAAUGCCAUUUGUAAAGAAAUAAAGAUAAACAAUUGCUGAAAACUGUGUUUCACCUUGUUAUGUGAAAUUUCACCACUCGCACGCUAUUGCAAAUGCAUCAAAACGAACAUGUGUAACAGUACUUUGAAAAUGGUGGGUUUUUAAAGGCGUUUGACUGUCCGGAAGUGGGGAUCCUUUAGGCAGUUCUUUUCCAGAAUUUAAUGUUUAUAUCAGUAUACUGACACUAGUUUCGUAAAGUAAUAUACACGUUUUACAUGCUGUUUAAUUUUCAUGUUAAACAACUCUUUCUUUCUUUGAUUUGAUGUUGUUUGAUUUUUGUUUCUCAAAACGUAAUGCUAAGCCAGGUCAUCAAAACGAAACAUGUCGGAGAUGCCCCAAUGCCAUAUUAAUAUUAGUGAUGGUUUUCCAAAUCAACGAUAGAUAUAUUUGUAAUGUAUUACUAUUGCAUAAACAAUUCAUUUAUUUAAACAAUUUAUCUAGUUGUACUUUUACCGCUGUUAGAAACUGGUUUUGGUGUGUAACGUAUUUCGAACUAUUACAGGGUAAUAAAUGCAGCUGCAUAUGUAAGCGUAUUAAUAUACACAGUACAAUAUAAUAUAAUGUUGGUAAUUAAACUUAAUGGACAGGUAUGAGGUGUUAUUUGUAAAUAACUGUAGCUUAUUCACUUAUUUGUUUGCAAUAUUGUUAUGAUAAUUGAAAAGCGAUAACCAAUACAACAUACAUGAAUUUUGUUUUACAUUCAUUGCUCAUCCUUUCACAAAUGUAAAAAGCCCCAGAAUUAAGUUAGAAUUAUAUAAAUUGUAAACAAUUUACUUGUUACUUGUUGUUUUGCUAUUACCAUAGUACUUUUCUGAUGUUAAGAGUACGCUAAGAGCAAUAUUUUGUUACUGCCACUUCAAAAGUUUAACAAAUUCAAACCUUGCCAUCAUAUAAAUUUAUU
This is a messenger RNA of Mercenaria mercenaria, 3363 nucleotides long. RefSeq names its product E3 ubiquitin-protein ligase TRIM71-like. Lineage: Eukaryota; Metazoa; Mollusca; Bivalvia; Venerida; Veneridae. The transcript is spliced from 2 exons. The record is from RefSeq and is a predicted model, not a curated record. Bases 156 to 1904 code for a protein of 582 amino acids. Gene Ontology annotation, molecular function: zinc ion binding.